Molecule: messenger RNA, 1090 nt
Organism: Verticillium dahliae VdLs.17
Lineage: Eukaryota; Fungi; Ascomycota; Sordariomycetes; Glomerellales; Plectosphaerellaceae
Exons: 1
Coding region: 607-987 (126 amino acids)
Biological process (GO): protein insertion into mitochondrial inner membrane from matrix; mitochondrial respiratory chain complex IV assembly
Cellular component (GO): mitochondrial inner membrane
Molecular function (GO): membrane insertase activity
Source: RefSeq, a predicted model, not a curated record
AGGCAUGAGACGCGACAACUUUCCUUUGGCACCGCUGUGAACAGCUCUGUGCAACUCGCACAAGAUGCCCUCAUUUCACUUCACUCCACUAUCGGUCUCCCCUGGUGGCUUGCCAUUCCUGCCUUCGCUCUAGGCUUCACACUCACCCUGCGUCUUCCUCUGCAGAUUUACAGCAGGAAAAUCAUCCUCGGCCAGAGAAAACUAUUACCCUUUACUUCUUCCUGGAGGGCUCGGCAUCUCAACGUUCAUAAGGGGCCCUAUGUCGCAAUACAGCAAGGCAAGACCCUACGACGUAUCUACCGAGAGCGAGGCGUGCAGAGUUGGAAGAUCUGGGUAACUCUGUUCAGCAUUCCACCAUGGCUCCUCGUCCCUGAAGCCAUUCGCCGACUGAGUGGCGCGAGUGGAGGUAUCUUAUCUCUCAUCACUGGAAACUACAAGAACGGACACCCCGAGUUGGCCACUGCGCCCGCUCAGCAAGCAGUCAUUGCUGCACCAGGUGAAUCAGACAAUUUCACAGCUGAGCCUGUUCUCGGCAGCUUGGGGGACGCACCAUCGACAGGCGUCCUUGAGUCUUUGCAGACAGCUGCUACCCAGAUCGAGCCAAGUAUGACGACAGGCGGUAUCUUGUGGUUCCCGGAUCUGUCAGCGCCCGACCCAUAUGGUCUGCUCCCUAUGGCAAUGGCGGGCCUGCUCUGUUAUACCUGGAUCCCCAAGACUGCGGCUGGGCGAGCUGCCAUGUUCAACCUUUCCAACAAGCUGUCGUCCUCUCUUGAAACGUCAGGUUGGCGGUGGCGACUGCGAAGAACAGCCUUUGUCGCUUCACUUCUGUUACCCAUGGCGGCGAUGAACCUCCCAUCUGGCAUGUUUGUCUACUGGGUAUCGUCAGCGACCUUUGGCCACAUCAAUGCGGCACUUGUCGAGCGUUACAUGCCGCUGGAUAAACACCAAGCCCCGGCACGGCGGAAGGAUGUCCCGCGGAAGGCGUAAGCCAGCGCUAAAUUCUGUAAGAUAAAAAACACAGCAUUUAGGAACAUGUGUAUGUAGAAUAAGGCCCUGCUGUACCACAAUGUAAACACCUAUGAACGCCAGC